Messenger RNA from Betta splendens (Siamese fighting fish), 4771 nucleotides. RefSeq names its product LIM domain and actin-binding protein 1-like. Bases 1746 to 3608 code for a protein of 620 amino acids. Gene Ontology annotation, molecular function: actin filament binding. The record is from RefSeq and is a predicted model, not a curated record. Lineage: Eukaryota; Metazoa; Chordata; Actinopteri; Anabantiformes; Osphronemidae. Gene Ontology annotation, biological process: actin filament bundle assembly. Gene Ontology annotation, cellular component: actin cytoskeleton; plasma membrane. The transcript is spliced from 8 exons.
UUUGAAUUUACUGAAAAAGAUGCUUGAAACAUGUGUUCUCCCAGUGACGUCAGUCCACAGACAUCCUUAAUUCAGUGUUGAUGAAAAAGUACCAAACAGCUGUUGCUGAAUUUGAUAGACAAUAGACAGAUGAAGGCUUAAGCUUCCCACAAAUAUCGUUCAUGGUUUAAAUUCUGUGACCCAUCUUCAUGCUAGUUUAUUAGGUUUGUAUAUGUUGUGUAUGUAUCUCGUACACACACACACACACACACACACACACUGUGCCAGUGCGUCUGUGCCAUACGUCUACUCCAGGCUGGCUUCUUAUUGGCCACUUGUUGCACAGGCAGUCUAGCGGAGCCUUAAUCCCUCCUGAGUGUAAUCCCCUCGCAGGGCUCUUUGUAGUCCCAAGUGUAUGUUGGCCACUUUGUCUGUGUGAUACCAGCAGACAAACCUGGGCUGUGACCGAAUGCGUUCCUGAUGUGCCGUUUAGCAUUCACACAUACAAGGUAAUGCUGUUUGUUUUGUAGCAUCCGGCUUGUUUUGGGUUGAUUUAAAGCUUGGAAGCCUCCUUGGCUUCUGAUAAUUGAAGGGACUAUUACAGAUAAUGUAAUGACGUCUGAUAUGAUUCCCAGACUUCUGAGGGUAACUUUAUAACAUUACUGUUAACAAAACUUAAAGUUCCUCUCAAGCCAAAAUGUUGUGAAGCUGUGCAGUUUUAAGUUACUAGGUUCAGGUUUUAUUACAUUUUAGUGGGAUUCAUCAUUAAUAAUACAUCAUAAUAAUAAUUCCCAGGAAACAGUAUUAUCUGUUUAUAUGCGUUGAUGCUGCUGUCAGAGAGACAGAGAAGCAGUUAAAUAUUUCACGACUGGACUUGAUGCGUUUGAGCCAAGUUUGAAUGAGUAGUGUGAAAGACCAUCUGUCUGCGUGUGUGUACAGUACAGUGUGUGUCGGGCCGGGGGAGGGGCGGCUUCCCAUGCAUUACAAGCAAACAAUUAGUUUCAGUUUAAGGUGAAUUACUUAAAGUGUGUGCACUUCACUUUAGGCUCUGGUAGCUGUUCACAUAUCACUUUACACCGCGUCGCUUGGUCUCGCAUGACUCUAUGUCCCGACAUGUGCGUGUUAAGAAUGCAGUCGCAUUAAUAUUCAAAAAAAUGUAGUCAGAUUCAGUUUCAGAUUCAGACUCAGUCAGUUAAUAAUAAUUUACAGUUCUGUAAAUGUCAAACACUAAAUGGUCCCAAAACCACUGUAAAAGGUUUUGAUAUUUUAUAUAUCUAUUUACUUACACGUUGUGUUCUAGUUCAUUUCCAGUCAUGUAAAGGUGGCGCGCCGUUAAGUUCGUUAGAAGAAUCACCAUAAAUCAUUCCAAAGGGGAGAAAUGUUAAAGCCAAUGCAGCAAACAAGGAGUUAACUUUUCCCUGAGCGUUUCAUUUCCUGCUUCGGGUUUCCUGGGUAUUCUGACUCCCUCUCUGUCAUUCCUGCUGUUAAAGGGGUUGGGCUAGAUGAGUAGAUUGUGUGUAGCGGCUAACAUCUGGGCCAGCUCCACGUUCCGCUGUCUCACGCACACCGGUCGGAGGGACCACACCAGAGGACUCUGAACUUUCCUCUCCGGACAGUUGCACGUCGCCGGGUGAUUCUGCCGCCUUCUUACAGGUUUCUGCUUUUAUUGUUGAACAACAGCAGGAACAAUCUUGUCAGUGUCCGGUUCUUCCUGUCCACCCCGGACUCGCCUCAGAAAGACAUCGACCGAGAGCGCGACGUCCUCCAUGCGUUCAGGUAAUCUGAGGGCUCUGAAGAAGCGCUGGGAGCAACCGGAGAACCCUGACCACGGCAAAGCGCCUUCCGUCCAAGUUGCGAGGCAGUCCAGCUUUCGCUCCAGGCCCGCCGUCUUGACCAAAGCUCCCUCUAUCAGCGACAGCGCUCCUCCUUCAAGCGGCCCCCUGCAGCCGGCUGCGCAGACAGGGCCCCCUGCAAGCAGCUGUGUCCAGCAGCCGUCUGCUGAAGAGAUGAGAGGGAUGGACAGGGCCGAGCCCACGCACGCGACGAGACCUGAAAAGGCCGAAGACCGACCUCCACCCAGCCCCGGUGCCGCCUAUGAAAAACCCAAAGUGCCCCUGAACAACCUGAAGAUGAAAUUUGAGAAGGGCGAGGACACAACUGGCAAGCCUGGCAGGACAGCGCUGAGCAGCACUUCAUCAGAAGACAUGAACCAGCACAGUGGUCAGCCGGUGUCUGACCGAGUGCUGGAGUCAUUAUCUGUGAGGGACAAGUUGGCCAAGUACCAGGCUGCAGUUUCAAAACAAGGCAAACCUCGACCUACAGAGACUUCAGCUCCAAAAACAUCUGCACCUGUGACUCAGAAACACGUAGCUGCAUCCGAGUGCAACGGUGAGAGCAGUGAGACGUCCAAAGUACCCAGGAAGUUCUGCCCGCCGGUGAUGGAGACAUGCGGGGCCUGUCUGAAGACCGUGUACCCCCUGGAGAGAAUGGUGGCGCAACAGCGCGUCUUUCACAGAACCUGCUUCCGCUGCUCUCACUGCAACACAAAUCUCAGCCUCGGGAACUAUGCCUCUCUACAUGGCAACAUCUACUGCAGGCCCCAUUUCAACCAAAUGUUCAAAGCGAAAGGCAACUAUGAUGAGGGCUUUGGCCAUCGGCCUCACAAGGAGCUGUGGGAGCCUCGAGUCGAUGCUGAAGAAGGAGAAGAAGCUGUAAAGAGACAAGAGCAACGGCAGCCUGUGGCAGCGACGCAUCCACCUGAGACCACUGCAGACAAACAGACGAUCUCAACCGUGGAAACAUCCUCGCAGGCAAAAGUGACCGACCUCACUGCCAUGUUGGAGACACGUGUGCAGACACGGGCCACGAGACAGGAGUCUACGGAGCGACCCGCAGAGACGCACAGGAUGAGGAUCGCCUGGCCCCCUCCGGGCGGAGAGAGCCACUCUGGGGCAGCGGAGCCAAGUCCAGUGACCGAGGGAGUCACCUCAGGCCGAGCCUGGAGAGCCAAGUGGCCCCCAGAGGAUGAGGCACCGUCGUCCUUCCGUAGCUCAGAGCGGGCGGAGCUCAAGAGCCUGAGGAGGAGCACAUCCCUCAAAGAACGCAGCCGGCCUUUUACCAUUGCAGCAAACCCCAGCGCCGCCAAAGAGCUGGGUCCCAGGGAGCCCCGUCGGCCUCUCAGGUCUCUACUGAACUGGAGGGCAUCAUUGGAGGAAAAGAGCACAGCUGAAGCGUCGGCCAAAGAAGACAAACCCGUGCUCCAGCAGGUAAAACAUCAGGAGGAGGAGAAAGAGAAGAUACAGCCUCAAAUACAAGGUCGAGAAGCAACAGGCGAGUCUGUCUCCCAGACUCAGCUCAAGCAGCAGGAACAAAAAGAAGAAACAGAGAGAGAACACGUCUCAGCAGCAGCAGAAGGCAAGAUGGAGGUGGAAGACGUCUGUGUGAGAAACCAGUCCCCGGAUAUCGCACCGCCCCCCUCUCCUCCUUUGCUGCCAAAGGGGAACCCUUCCUCGCAGGACGUGGGCUCUUGUGAGGAGGACAAAGAAGGAAGUGAUGCUGAGGAGCUGAGCGCAGAAGACAUAAUCAAGAGGAACCGUUACUAUGGGGAGACGGAGGACUCUGACUCAUAGAACGUCCCCAAGUCUUACUGUCUUUAUAAUAGUACAAUCAAUUUGACUUUUUUAGUAAUUGUUAGGUAUUAAAACAUUAUAGUUAGAUCAUAAAUUUAGCUUUGCCAGAUUUUUUUUACUCUUAUAUUUUUUUUUCUUUGUCUGUAACUCCUGAAGUACAAAUAUGAUUUUUUUUUUUACAUUUUCUGUCAAAUUGUCUAAUGCAAAUUUUAUAUGACUCCUGAUUAUACUGGACCUUGGGCCUAAAUUAAAGCCAAUUAAUGCAUAAUAAUAAUUGCAUAUUAAUAAUUUGCAUAUUAUUUGCAGGUGGUGUCCAAAAGCCCAUGUGCUGUAUGUGGUAAUGCUCUAGACUAGACUGGUGAUGAUCAGCAGCAGGUGUCAUAUUUACUUCCGCUCUAACCUCCUGCAGAUUAGGAAAAGCAUUAACCAAUCCUGUCAUUUUAAGGGGCAUUGACUUCAUAUGAAUCUUUAUAGUUUUGUGUUAAUCAAAAUGUAGAAAAAAACAAAACCCAAAUAAAUAACACAAUUUAUUACUGAGCAAGCCUCAAAGCCAACAUGGUGGAGAUUAUUGUGCCAGUUCACAUCAUGAUGGAAUGAUAGUAAACAUGGACAUUGCUGACAACCUUCCAGCAAUAAGGCAAGUAUUGGAAUAUACAUAUAAUCUUACAUAUUAUGAGUUUUUCUUUCUUAAUAAUUGCUACUAUGAUAUAUGUGUCCUGUGAUCUGUGUUUGCACUGCAAAACAUAUUUUAAGUGUAUAAUGAUCUGAUUAAGCAUCACAGUCUAAAUUGUUCUUUAAUCUCAUGAAAACAAAGAAAUUGGAAUGACUUUGCACAAACUUUCUUGAUAUUUUCUUUUAGAUGUUGGAUUGACAGUGUCCUUGCCUCUUAUCUUUUAUGCACAUCCAAUUUCUGACCGUGGGUCUUUCAUCAGGUUCAUUUUUGUCUCUUUCAAAACAUUCACAUUGAAAUGGGCUUUUUAAACUGUAUGAUACAUAUUGUCCCACUAUCAGAAUCCGAUAGAUGAUGUUAUAUUAUCAUUUGAGGGACUUUUGCCUGUUUGUAAAAAAGAAACAAAAUAAAAAUAAUUAAAAAAUUUGGUCAUGAAACAGCACAAAAUGUUUAUCUUGUUUAACUUAUGAUUAAAGUACAAACAGAAAGCUCA